GGGUGUGGCGGGGGCGGGCGCGGCGCCCGGGGGCAGGGCUCCGCAGUGAGAGGCGGCUGGACUCGCCCGGCUGCGAGGGACAGGGCGCACAGCCGCAGUGCCGUAGUAGCCGGCGGCCGGGAGCCAAGCUCGGAGCCUCAGGCCCCCGCGCAAAGGCGGAAGCCCCGGAGCUGCGGGCCCCCAGCCCCGCCGCCGGCUCUCGGCGGCGCUCACCGGCCCCUCCCCUGAGAGGGCUCCGCGGGCGGGAAGACGCCCAGACGCCAGCUUCGGUCCCCUUUCUGUCUCUCAGUUCCUCUUUCCUCCCAAGUAAGGGAAUAAGCCGCGAGGAAGCAGCGCCCAGGGCAACCGCGCAACUCAGGGUUGCUUGGGAGGACGAGCCAGGGCUUCUGGAUCUACGUUGACCGCAGACAGGAGGAUGUUGCCUAAGGAAUAGCACGAGAGUUUCCACACGUGCUGAGACUGGCCAGCUGCUGCCAUGGACACGUGGGUCCUCUGAGCUGUCUCCUGACUGCACACCUGUGAUGAGCCAGGCCCUGGGCCAGACCUCUGCCUCCCCCUGGUGAACAGAACUCCAUCCCUGGCCUCCAGGCGUUCACCCCCACAGUGCAAAUAUGAGUGAAGAACGGUGGGUCUCUCUUACUCCGGAAGAAUUUGACCAGCUCCAGAAGUACUCAGAAUAUUCCUCCAAGAAGAUUAAGGAUGUCUUGACUGAAUUUAACGAAGGUGGGAGCCUCAAACAAUAUGACCCACAUGAGCCGAUUAGCUAUGAUGUCUUCAAGCUGUUCAUGAGGGCGUAUCUGGAGGUGGACCUUCCUCAGCCACUGAGCACACACCUCUUCCUGGCCUUCAGCCAGAAGCCCAAGCAGGAGCCCCCGGACCACCCAACGGAGGGGGCUAGCAGCAGUGAGCCCAACGGCCCAGAUCCUGAUAUACAGAACGUAGAUAAUGCUGCCCAAGCAGACAACGCCUGUGCCUCUGAUGCUGAAUCAAAGAUGGCCGAGAAGCAAGCAUCAGCUAAAGACCAGGUGUCUGUGACCUCCCUGGGAGCCCCUGCUGAUCAGUCUUCAGGCUCAGAACUGUCCACCGUGUACCUGAAAGACGUUGUGUGUUACCUGUCCCUGCUGGAGACAGGAAGACCUCAGGAUAAACUGGAGUUCAUGUUUCGUCUCUACGAUUCAGAUGAGAAUGGUCUCCUGGACCAAGCGGAGAUGGAUUGCAUUGUCAACCAAAUGCUACAUAUUGCUCAGUACCUGGAAUGGGAUCCUACAGAGCUAAGACCUAUAUUGAAGGAGAUGUUGCAAGGGAUGGACUACGACCAGGACGGCUUUGUGUCUCUGCAGGAAUGGGUACAUGGAGGGAUGACCACCAUCCCACUGCUGGUCCUUCUGGGCAUGGAUGACUCCGGCUCCAAAGGGGACGGCAGGCAUGCCUGGACCAUGAAGCAUUUCAAGAAGCCGACCUACUGCAACUUCUGCCACAUGAUGCUCGUGGGCGUUCGGAAGCAAGGCCUCUGCUGCAUCUACUGUAAAUACACUGUCCACGAACGCUGUGUCUCCAAAAACAUUCCUGCGUGUGUCAAAACGUACUCAAAAACCAAAAAGGGAGGCGAGGUGAUGCAGCACGCGUGGGUGGAAGGGAACUCCUCCGUCAAGUGUGACCGGUGCCACAAAAGUAUCAAGUGCUACCAGAGUGUCACCGCGCGGCACUGCGUGUGGUGCCGGAUGACGUUUCACCGCAAGUGUGAGUUAUCCACGGUGUGUGACGGCGGGGAACUCCGAGACCACAUUUUGCUGCCCACCUCCAUAUGCCCCGUCACGCGGGACAGGCAAGCCGGCAAGUGUGACAGCAGUGUGCCCGCCAAGGGUGAACUUGUAACCCAGGAGGACACUUUAUUUCCGGCCUCUGGAGUUACCUUUGACUGCCACACUUAUAAGAUCAUCCCCACUCCAGGAACCCACCCCCUGCUGGUCUUGGUGAACCCCAAGAGUGGAGGGAGACAAGGAGAAAGAAUUCUCCGGAAAUUCCACUAUCUGCUCAACCCCAAGCAAGUCUUCAACCUGGACAGCGGGGGGCCCACCCCAGGAUUGAACUUUUUCCGAGAUACCCCCGACUUCCGGGUGUUGGCCUGCGGAGGCGACGGCACGGUUGGCUGGAUCCUGGAUUGCAUUGAUAAAGCCAACUUUGUGAAGCACCCACCAGUGGCUGUCCUGCCUCUUGGAACUGGAAAUGACCUUGCCCGGUGUCUCCGCUGGGGAGGAGGCUACGAAGGGGGCAGCUUGACGAAGAUCCUCAAGGACAUCGAGCAGAGCCCCUUGGUGAUGCUGGACCGCUGGCACCUCGAAGUCAUCCCCAGAGAGGAGGUGGAGAAUGGAGACCAGGUCCCAUACAGCAUCAUGAACAACUACUUCUCCAUCGGCGUGGAUGCUUCCAUUGCUCACAGAUUCCACGUGAUGAGAGAGAAACACCCUGAAAAAUUCAACAGCAGGAUGAAGAACAAGCUGUGGUACUUUGAGUUCGGCACCUCAGAGACUUUUGCAGCCACCUGCAAGAAACUCCACGACCACAUAGAGUUGGAGUGCGAUGGGGUUGGAGUGGACCUGAGUAACAUCUUCCUCGAAGGCAUUGCCAUUCUCAACAUUCCCAGCAUGUACGGAGGCACCAAUCUCUGGGGAGAAACCAAGAAGAACCGGGCUGUGAUCCGGGAAAGCAGGAAGGGUAUCACUGACCCCAAGGAACUGAAAUUCUGUGUCCAAGACCUUGGCGAUCAGCUCCUGGAAGUGGUGGGGCUUGAGGGAGCCAUGGAGAUGGGACAGAUCUACACCGGCCUGAAGAGCGCGGGCAGGAGGCUGGCACAGUGCUCCUCUGUCACCAUCAGGACUAACAAGCUGCUGCCGAUGCAGGUGGAUGGGGAGCCCUGGAUGCAGCCCCGUUGCACGAUUAAAAUUACUCACAAGAACCAAGCACCCAUGAUGAUGGGGCCUCCCCAGAAGAGCAGCUUCUUUUCGCUGAGAAGGAAGAGCCGUUCAAAAGACUGAACAGUGCGCCAUAUGCCAGCUAACCCAGGAGAGAAAGCCAGUAACUGUAACUACACACACACACACACACACACACACACACACACUCGCACUCACAUUCUUCUCUAACCACUGGACCCACAAGAAGAAAAUGUCACCUUGCCGUACAUUCUACCCAUUUUAAUGAUGGCUGCCCCCCCACCGCAGCCAGCGCCAACAGGACAUUUGGACUGGACUCGGGGUCCCCCAGCAGCGUGGCUGGCUUCCACAGCAGCUUCCACAUUGCCACAGGCCUGGAGUCAGACUCCCGGAGACUGAAAGAGAAGGCUCCCUCGCGUUCCGGCAGCCCUGCGAUGUCCUCUCGGGUGCUCGUGGAGGGCGGCCUGCAGGUUUCCUGCCUGUGGUGAGAUCGGAUGUGGUCAAGGGAGGGAGCUCCGGGCUGCUGAGCACCUGCACAAAGCUCCCUCUGUGCAGGGCCGCGGCGGCCGCCAGCGCUCAGCGCAGCAUCCCUGGCAGGGCGCGGCCAGCGCACGUUGGCUUCUUGGUUGUCCUCUGAGCGACAACUGCUCCCUGGACUCACUGAGGAGGCAGGAAGGCUGUGGAGAGCUGGGUCGCCAUGCCUGGUUCCCUGCGCUGUCACCGGCCGCUUGUUAUGCAGCCCCCAAGCCUUCUCCUGGUGGCUGUGUGUUUGGAGCCGGCUCCGAGAGCCCCAGAGCUGCCGGCGCAGCACACCUCAGACGUGGUAUUUAUUUUCUUAGGCCUGUGAACACCUGGGAGGGAAAGCGGAGAAAUGGAGAUUUAUUUUUCAAAUUGUGUCAUAAUAUUGUGCAAAAGGGGAAGAAAAGAAAAUACCACCCCCAGCUUCUUUCUUUUGCAAGCCAAAGCGUGUUUCCUGUUUGAGUUCCAGGCCCUGGCGGCAGACCGUUCUGAGACAGAGAAGAUGCAAGGCAGGGGACUUUGCUGGGAAAACCGGGAGACAGCGCAUCCGAUGGGGCUCCCUCCUGCUCCUCUGCACUGCCAUUGCCAUUGCCAGAGUAGGACCCAAAGGGCCCUCUGAAGGUCUAACGUGUGUAUAUAUGUAGCAUAUAUAUUUAUAUAUAUGAAUAUUUAUUUACUGAUGGACUUUUCCAGACUGAGAAAAGAAACUUGACGAUAAUCUAGGAACAGUAAGUGGGAAAGAAAAGAAGGUUCUUAUGCCUUCCCCCUCCACCAUUUCAUUGUCAAGACGACAUAAUACCCUGUGGUAGUCAUAGGGUUUAAGGAAAAUGAAAAUAGCCCCUUAUCACGAAGAGAUGAAGAACUGCUAGUCUAAAUCCUCGAAACAAUCUUGAGAUAAAUGCCGGGCAGGAUUUACUCUCCCAUUCAUCAGCUAAGGAAGCCGAGUCUCGGAAGGUAAGAGACUUGUCCGUGUACCUUGGCUAAUGGGGUUUGAGAGUAGAUGACACUGAGAAGAUGAUGCAGAGAGAAAAGAACCCACAUGUCUUGGAACCAGGUCAUUUCUGGUCGCUGAGAAGUCGUUGCCCUUGGACCCAGUUUCCAGGGAAGAAGGAAUGCGGGGACAGGACAAGCCCUCGCUGCUUCCUGGAGGUCGUGUGUGGCCUGCACUGGAGAGAAGUUGGGCUGAGGCUGAAGGCACUCAAGAGAUCAUCCAAUUGAACUCUUCGCUUGUUUUUCACCACGGUCAUCACAGCCUCUUAGUUUGGGAACACACCUGGCUGCAGGGAUGACCGCAGUGGAGAGUCACAAGGAGGACUGAGGCCCCUUGCUCACGGUGCCAGCAGCCAGGACACAGAGGUCUGGGCAGAGCUCAGUGGGCUUCAUUCAGCCAGUGCCGGCAGUACCUUCCUUUCCCAAGGGCAAGUCUGUGCAGAGCUUCACUGAUAGAAAGCAACAUUGCCUCAGCCCCUUUGCUCACACAGGGCCUCCAUCCGUCUCUGCAAUGCCGCAGGAGGAAACAGGGGCCCUCUCGAUGUCAGUCCACAGUGCUGCAUCUCAUCUCCUUGCAUUGGGCCAGGAGCUCCCGACCAGGCAGGGAGUAUUCAGAUUGUAUAAACCGAGCGUAUCUCUGAAGGAAGCAGUCGUCCGGGAUCACCAAGGACUGAGAUCUAGAACCAUCCUGUUCAACCUGCAAGUGCAGAAUACCAGGCCAGGGGAAACCAGACCCUCCAUAGAAUAUCCUGAUGGCACCCUUGGUGAAGGCUCCAGCAAGUUCCAGAGUGACUGCAGGUACUAUCUUGGAAGCCACGUGAUUCUGAAGCUGAGGCAGGCUCAGAUUUGCAGUCACUGAUUCGAAGACAUGCCUGGAAGGUGCUGUGCGGAUUUCAGCCCUGAUCCCACAGGUUUGAGGCUGUUGAGGCACGGCACCAUCAGCGGGUGAACUUGAGUCUCGAUUCACCAGUCUUAGGAAGGGUCCACGCGAGACUGGGCCCCUACAAGCCAGUGCACAGGACUCGCAUUGUGGCUUGAGAAAUACAUCCCUCGUCCUCCUCAGAGGCACAGGGGGUGACAAACUCCAGUGGAAUUGCACAUCCACUUUAAUAUC
Molecule: messenger RNA, 5556 nt
Organism: Oryctolagus cuniculus (rabbit)
Lineage: Eukaryota; Metazoa; Chordata; Mammalia; Lagomorpha; Leporidae
Gene: DGKG
Product: diacylglycerol kinase gamma
Biological process (GO): phospholipase C-activating G protein-coupled receptor signaling pathway
Cellular component (GO): plasma membrane
Molecular function (GO): calcium ion binding; ATP-dependent diacylglycerol kinase activity
Source: RefSeq, a predicted model, not a curated record